Molecule: messenger RNA, 1131 nt
Organism: Thlaspi arvense
Lineage: Eukaryota; Viridiplantae; Streptophyta; Magnoliopsida; Brassicales; Brassicaceae
Source: the annotation of a GenBank genome assembly
AUGGAUUACAGCUGUAUAGACGACAGUACUAGUACCACUUCAGAAUCUCUCUCCUUCUCCACGCCGUCAGCAAACAAGACGACGACGACGGAGAAACUUCCUCCUCCUCCUCCUCCUCCUCCUCAAGCGAUGCGUCUCUACAGGAUGGGAAGCGGCGGGAGCAGCGUCGUUCUGGACUUGGACAACGGCGUCGAGACGGAGUCACGGAAGCUCCCGUCGUCGAAAUUCAAAGGCGUUGUUCCUCAGCCUAACGGAAGAUGGGGAGCUCAGAUUUACGAGAAGCACCAGCGCGUCUGGUUAGGCACUUUCAACGAGGAGGAAGAAGCCGCUGCUUCCUACGACAUCGCCGCUCGGAGAUUCCGCGGCCGUGACGCCGUCACCAAUUUCAAAUCCCCGGCGAUCGACGGCACCGACGCUGAAUCGGCUUUCCUCGACGCUCAUUCCAAGGCCGAGAUCGUCGAUAUGUUGAGGAAACACACUUACAACGACGAGCUUCAACAGAGCAUGCGGAAGUUCCUUGACGGUAACGGUAACGGAAAAUGCUUUGGAUCGGGGACGACGAUGACUCACUCGGAGGGAAACGGCGGCGUUUUGAGAGCGCGUGAAGUUCUUUUCGAGAAGGCCGUUACGCCUAGCGACGUCGGGAAGCUGAACCGGUUGGUGAUACCGAAACAGCACGCGGAGAAGCAUUUUCCGUUACCGGCGCUGACGACGGUGACGGCGAUGAAUCCGUCUCCGACGAAAGGCGUUCUGAUUAAUCUGGAAGACAGAACGGGGAAAGUGUGGCGGUUCCGUUACUCGUACUGGAACAGCAGUCAAAGCUACGUGUUGACCAAGGGCUGGAGCCGGUUCGUUAAAGAGAAAAAUCUCCGAGCCGGAGAUGUGGUUUGUUUCGAGAGAUCAACCGGACCAGACCGGCAACUGUAUAUCGAUUGGAAAGUCCGGUCCGGUACGGAGCAACAAACCCCGGUUCAGACUGUGGUUAGGCUUUUUGGGGUCAACAUUUUCAAUGUGAGUAGCGCUAAACCAAACGACGUCGCAGUAGAGUGCGGUGGCAAGAAGAGAUCUCGGGAAGUUGAUUUAUUUGCGUUAGGGCGUUCCAAGAAGCAGGCGAUAAUCAACGCCUUGUGA